Molecule: messenger RNA, 2232 nt
Organism: Uloborus diversus
Lineage: Eukaryota; Metazoa; Arthropoda; Arachnida; Araneae; Uloboridae
Gene: Daao1
Product: D-aspartate oxidase-like
Exons: 10
Coding region: 68-1096 (342 amino acids)
Molecular function (GO): FAD binding; D-amino-acid oxidase activity
Source: RefSeq, a predicted model, not a curated record
CAAGUGCCCACUCUUUCAAAUUUUGUGUAGAUCUUUAGGGGCGUUGUUGUUUUGUGUUUAUAUAUGCAUGAUUGAAGAAGCUAUGAAUAAAAAUUUUGCUGUAAUAGGUGCUGGUGUUGUCGGACUUUCGACAGCUUUGAGCAUUCAGAAAGAAUUUCCAUCCAGCUCGAUUACAGUAUUUGCUGAUAAGUUUAAUAACGAUACUCUUAGUUCAGGAGCAGGAGGAAUCUUUCGUCCUGAAUUAAAUAUAGAGUUUGAUUCAGAGCGUCUCAGAAAAUGGUGUGAAGAUUCUUAUAAUCAUUUUGUUGAAUUACUUAAAUCUACUGAAUCUUCUGAAUCUGGCAUGUUGUUACUUUCUGGGUAUCAACUGAGCACUUCAUCAAGACAAAUAGAAAAUCCAUUCCUCCAAAGUUUGUUACCAUCAUAUAGAAAAGUCACUGAAAAAGAAUUAGAAACAUUUCCUCCUAAAUUCAAACAUGGAGUUUUUUUUACAACACCUGUCGUAGACUGCCGUUUCUAUUUACCAUGGAUGAAAUCUAAGCUUGAAAGUUCUGGGGGGAAAAUUGUAAAAAAGCACAUUUCAAGUUUGGCCGAGAUUCCUGAUCAGUAUGAUGUCAUCAUUAACUGUGCUGGUUUAGGUGCCAAAGGUCUUACUCAUGAUGAUAUGUUAGUGCCAAUCAGAGGACAAACUAUUAAAGUAAAAGCUCCAUGGAUAAAGCAUUUUUAUUAUGGUGAUGAAGUUUAUGUAAUUCCAGGAGUUGAAUAUGUGACUCUUGGAGGAAUAAAAGACUUUGGAAGCUGGAAUAUGAAUGUUAAUACAUAUCAGAAGCAAUUCAUUUGGGAUAAAUGCACUGAACUCAUUCCAAGUUUAAAGAAAGCUGAAGUGUUAUGGGACUGGGUAGGACUACGACCUUUUCGAUCUCAAGUACGAGUUGAUGGCUGCUUUGUCAAGAGCAACAGAAAGUAUAAAUUGGUUGUAAAUAACUAUGGUCACGGAGGGCAUGGAGUUGCCCUUUCUUGGGGAACAGCUCAAGAAGCUACAAGAAUUGUCAAAAAAUUGCUUUUAUCAAAAAGUAUUACAGCUUCAAAAUUGUGAAUUUUGUUCGAAGUGAAUAAUGUGGAAUCAAUUCCACAAUAAUUAUUUUCUUUAAUGUCUGUGAAAUUGAAAUUUACCAAUUACUGUUUUUGUUUUCGAUCAACGACUAUCUGCAGAAACCAGUGAUAUGCAAUAUUUAAAAUCAGUGAUUAAAUUGUUUAUAUUAAAGAAACUGUUUAAACACUAAUCUUCUUCCUACAAGCUUCUGGGACAAACAGUCAAUGAUUCAUUGUCAUGAGAAAGACCAAUGCAGCCAUUGAUCAAAAGCAGCUCUUCUACAGGAUUCCCUUAACAUUAGCUGCAAAGAAAUCUAGGUCAGGCCCAUGUGCACAGUACAAAUAUAUUGCAAACAAUGUCAUGAAGAAAAUUGGACACAAUUUAAUAGAGAAAUAGCCAGAAAAAUGACAAAAAAAGUUGCCACCUUUUGUAGUACGUAAAGCAACUUUUUUUUUUUACAUUGUUUCAAAAAAUCCAUUAAAGGUUUUUGAUAAGUACGUUAAUGAUAAGAUCCCAAAAUUACUCAAAACUUAUGAAAGCGAUAUGAUCAUUUUCUUCCAAAUUACAUUUUAUACUGUCGGGUAGCAAUGAUUAGCGAUGAGCAGUGACUAAAUGGCAGCUAAUUUGUCAAAGGAAAUAUCCUUCCCCAUUGCUACCAUAUCUUUAACUUAUGUAGUAACAGUGGCUGGUGAUCCAUUAUAAUGGAAUUCUUUUAUCAUCAGGGCUUUUCAGCUGAAAAUGAUAGUUUGUAGUGUGCUGGAACAGGGAGGAACUCCUAGAGAACAGAUCUGAAAAUCAAUGAAUAUGCAUAUAUUAUUUGAUCGACUGAUUUGUACAAAACCAUGGUAGCAUUCAGGGCCAACAAUUAUGCGGUCAUGCUGGAAGAAUAGCUUCAAGCAGUUCCACAGAAUUCAAAAUUAAGACAGCAAAAGGUCCUCUUGCCUUUGCAGUUCUUCUGAUCGACACAACUUUCAGAAUGUCUUGCCAGUAUUAACUCCUACAAUUUAGCAAACAAAGAAGAUCCUUUUUUUUGGAGAGAUAGCUAUGUAAUACUAGUCACUUGUACUAUUUCUUUUAUUGAACAUGAAGAAAACUUUAUUAUUAUUAAUUGCAGAUAAAAGUUUAUUGUUGAGGUAAUA